AUGCUGGAUUCAAUCAAGUGUGUUCUGGUGGGAGACUCCGCAGUGGGGAAGACAUCUCUCUUGGUACGUUUCACCUCUGAGACUUUUCCAGAUGACUACAGACCCACUGUGUAUGAAAACACUGGAGUGGAUGUCUUCAUGGAUGGUGUACAGAUUAGCCUAGGUCUUUGGGACACAUCCGGCAGCGAUGCCUUCAAAGGCAUUCGCCCCCUCUCAUACCAACAGGCAGAUGUGGUAUUAAUGUGCUACUCAGUGGCAAACCACAAUUCCUUUCUGAACCUGAGGAACAAAUGGAUUGGCGAGAUCCGCAGCCAUUUGCCCCGCAUCCCUGUUUUGGUGGUGGCUACUCAGACUGACCAGCGUGACGUGGGGCCCUACAGUGCCUCCUGCAUCAGCUCGAUAGACGGGAAGCGGCUCGCCCAGGAUGUGCGGGCCAAAGGCUACUUGGAGUGCUCAGCCCUCAGCAACCGGGGGGUGCAGCAGGUCUUUGAGUACGCCGUGCGGACAGCGGUCAAUCAAGCCAAAAGGCAGAACAGGCGGAAGCUCUUCUCCAUUAACGAGUGCAAGAUCUUUUGAGGAUUGUCAGCAGUGGUUUUUCCCACCUUCCUUCUUUCUGUCUUUGCACAAAGAUGCUGCAGCAGAGAGAAUGAGAGGUGAAUCAAGGGAGGACUCCUGGCAGGACCACAGUGCCUCAGGUGCCCCUCGUGAGACAGAUGUGUGCUUUCUCUCAUCUGCUCCACUCAACACACAUGGCCACUGUCUUGAAAAACAAAAGGUGCAGGUGCAUGCCCUUAUUCACAAGCCUGUGUUUGGACUUUGCUGGCCUGGACUGGAGCAGGCCUAGCCUGGAGAUGUGCACAUAAUAGCUGUGCUGAUUUUGUUGUUGUUUCUGUGUUAUUCCUCACUAGUU
Molecule: messenger RNA, 910 nt
Organism: Apus apus (common swift)
Lineage: Eukaryota; Metazoa; Chordata; Aves; Apodiformes; Apodidae
Gene: RHOH
Product: ras homolog family member H
Exons: 1
Coding region: 1-576 (191 amino acids)
Biological process (GO): small GTPase-mediated signal transduction
Molecular function (GO): GTPase activity; GTP binding
Source: RefSeq, a predicted model, not a curated record